This is a messenger RNA of Anopheles moucheti, 1051 nucleotides long. Its product is annotated as syntaxin-8. The record is from RefSeq and is a predicted model, not a curated record. Gene Ontology annotation, cellular component: endomembrane system; SNARE complex. Gene Ontology annotation, molecular function: SNAP receptor activity; SNARE binding. The transcript is spliced from 3 exons. Bases 126 to 848 code for a protein of 240 amino acids. Gene Ontology annotation, biological process: intracellular protein transport; vesicle fusion. NCBI's taxonomy places the organism in Eukaryota, Metazoa, Arthropoda, Insecta, Diptera, Culicidae.
UUGUAUGUUUUUGUUUCUGCCUCUCGAUCGCCUUAUCAAAAUAAUUAAAUUACUCAUCAUUUUCAUGUUGUGCGUAGUGCUACCCUGCUGACCACACUUGUCCUAUUCGGCUUUGGUGCUUCAACAUGGCUUUAAUUAACAUCGACGGGGAUCCUUGGCUGACCGAGCUGGAUGCGUGCGAGAAUCUGAGCAACGAUAUUCAAUCCCAGCUAGCGGCACGCAACAGAGAAAAUCAGCUGUCCCGCGAAUAUGGCGUCCUGUCCGGUACGGUGCGAGUGCGGCUGAAGCAACUCGGCAGUGAGCUGGAUCAGUUAACCCGAAAGCUUGGGCUCAUCUCGAACACACUUACUUCUGGGGAAGCCGAACGAAGGCAGCGCAGAAUAGAAGCCCUACAGUCGAAGCUGAUUCAAUUACAGCGUCAAUUCACGUACGUGGAACCGUCGGCCGCCCGGUCAGCUCUGUUUGAAUCGGGUAGCAACAACCCUGCCCGAAGGACUUUUGCCGAUGAUGAUGAUGAUGAGCCAGCGCUGAUACCAUCGCAAAGCAACUAUACUGUGGCUGAUUUACGCUCCCAGCAGACAAGGAUUCUGGAAGACCAAAAUGAAGGCCUCGAAGCUCUUUCCCAAGUGAUUGCGCGACAAAAGGAGCUAGCAACGAGAAUAGGCGGAGAGGUCGAUCGUCAUAAUGAUAUCUUGGAUGAUUUGGCGCAAACGAUGGAAACGACCGAUGGACGAAUAAAUCGUGAAACGCACCAAAUCGGAACAAUCACCACGCAAAAUUCUACCUGGGGCUAUUGGAUCGUUAUAGGUCUGCUUUUCGUUGCAAUUGUUUUAACCGGUAUUUUCUGAGGCGUAUGAGGCUCUUUGUGUACACAUUUAUAUAACCGCAACUGCAGUUGUUAUAUCUCUUAUCUAGCGUUUAUCUCUGCCCCAGUCAAUCCAUGCAACAAAGUGUAAUCUAAUGGCAAGGCACGAGUAUAACUAUUGAUUACACUCCAUAUCGCAAUCUAUUUUAACUAUUACUGUACUAUACGUGAAUAAUAAAAGAAACU